UUAGUAAAAGACAAGUGUCGGUGAAAUCCUGGAAAGUGGUGACGUGUUGUCACGUGACAUGACAGCGGACAGACCCGUGAAGUGUUUCUUUCGUCCUUUUUCACAAAUGACAGUAAACUUGUAAUGACUGCCUGGCAGGGGGAACAGAAAGAAACAGGAAAAACAAUCAUAUUUGCUGUGCAACUCGGUCUGUUUGUUUGUUAGCGCGGUGCCGCUGCUGCGCCCGUGGUUGUUUACGUCAGCCCGUGGUUGUUUACGUCAGCGUCCGCAUUCCUUCGCGCUCUUGUCUGCGGCACUGAUUUCAAACUAAUGUCCACUCGACUACACUCGCAGCUCGCCGUUUAUUCGCCAACUUAACGCCAACAACAGCUGGAGGACGGCGGAGAAGCUGAGGUGACGGUUGUGUCUUCUCUCGUGGACGCUGGCAGGGGAAGACUUUUACACCAGGGCUAUUCAACUGGCAGCCCGGGUGCCGAAAACGACCCUGGAAUGACGACAGACUGGCUCCCGAGUUCAUUUCAAAACUUGUUGGUAGAUCUGGAUCCAGAGCCAGAGCCCAGGUUGGGGGGAAGAGGCAAAGGUGAGCCCUCAUCAGGACUAGACCAUGAUAUCGACUCCUGCCUGCGUAGCUCUACGCUGGAAAUCCGAGGGAAAGAAAUUCGUGAAAAGGGCUCGGAGAUCCUCCGCGAACAACUGGAUGCUGCAAAGAGGGAACUGAAACUCAAAGAUAAGGAGUGUGAGCGUCUGUCUCAGGUCAGGAAUCAGCUGGAACAAGAGCUGGAGGAACUGACAGCCAGUCUGUUUGAGGAAGCUCACAAGAUGGUGCGUGAAGCAAAUGUCAAACAAGCAGCAUCAGAGAAACAACUGAAGGAGGCUCAGGGCAAGAUUGACGUCCUGCAAGCAGAAGUGACAGUGCUCAAGUCUCUGGUCUUGACGUCCACGCCGUCCUCUCCAAAUCCCCAGCUGCAUCCCCAGCUGCAGCUUCCAGUCGCCUGGGGGGCGCAUAAAAUGAUCGCAGGUCAUACUCGCAACAAGAGUGUGAACGGCAGUUACCCGUCCCCACCUGGAAGUUCCGAAACAUCAUCUGUUUCUCUUCAGACUAUAGUCAAAGAGGACAGCGAGAUAGAUUCAGUUCUCUUUGCCGAAUUCCUGAUGUGGAAGGAAAAGCCCAGCCUGGAUCGCUCGUCUGCCCUCAUGAGUCGGAUCUACAGAGAGGAAAUAACACCCUCCCUCUCCUUUACGCGCUCAGAGCUGUCCCAGCUUGUGCAGAGUGCUGUGGAAAACAACUCUUUGACUAUUGAGCCUGUGGCCUUGUCAGCGUUACCAAUGGUUAAAGUCUCGGCAAUAGGGUGUGGAGGCCCUAAUGGCUGUAGGGCAGCAGUAGAGACAAAAUGUGCGUUAAGUGGCGUGUCACGACUGUGCAGACAUCGCAUUAAACUUGGCGACAAUGGGAGUUACUACUACAUCUCCCCAUCAAGUCGAGCACGGAUCACGGCGGUGUGCAAUUUUUUUACCUAUAUCCGCUACAUUCAGCAGGGCCUGAUCAGACACGAUGCGGAGCAGAUGUUCUGGGAGGUGAUGCGUCUCCGAAGAGAAAUGACUGGGGCCAAGUUGGGUUUCUACCUUACGGAGCAGGGUUAGGGCACCCAGUGGACCAGCGUGAGGAGAUGACCACAACACAUCAGGCUUAAAAUGUGGUAAUUAAUCACAGCUUUAGUGCUGGAGAGGUCAGCUGAAAAAAUACCCCAUCACAAGAAGAAAAUGGAAGGAAAAAGUAGUUUUUAUUAUGCUCAAAGACUUACAUCAAUAUUGAGUCCUGCCUUACACCACACGUUGCUUUGUAAAUAUUACCUCAAGGUACAAUCAACACACAAAUUCAGCCAUGAAAAUAUGUGCCAUGAGCCAGCAUUGUCUGGAAUUUUGCAAGCUUGAACUUCCUGUUCUUGAUGCCUUGUUAAGAAGCAGCAGCUGCAGUCUCGUGUUGGCUCGCCCUAUUUAAUUGAUGAAAUGUUCCGUCCUCUACAGCUGUGCUGUGCAACUGACAUGUAUUGGAAACGCUUUAAUAAACCAGAUGAGUGACGUUUUGUACUUCUCAAAUCAACACUAGAUUUUGUAUGUUCUGUACUGUAUGAGCCAUUUACAACUGAGCAUGAAUGCAGUCCAAGGCCAUAUUAUGCAAUUUGAAUUGGCUGUUUUACCUUAUGUUGUAGAAUUGUUAAUUUACGUAUUAUUUUUAACCGUCAACUCAAGAAAACUCUAUUUUGAAACUGAAAAUGAAGAAAUGUCUCGGUACAAAAGUGCAAUAAACACUUAUUGGUCUCUAUAGGGUUUUGAGAUCUUCAAACCUAGUGUAACUUUUAACAACAUUCCAUUAAAGUCUGAUAUGC
Molecule: messenger RNA, 2387 nt
Organism: Entelurus aequoreus (snake pipefish)
Lineage: Eukaryota; Metazoa; Chordata; Actinopteri; Syngnathiformes; Syngnathidae
Gene: rab3il1
Product: RAB3A interacting protein (rabin3)-like 1
Exons: 12
Coding region: 490-1641 (383 amino acids)
Biological process (GO): exocytosis
Cellular component (GO): Golgi to plasma membrane transport vesicle
Molecular function (GO): guanyl-nucleotide exchange factor activity
Source: RefSeq, a predicted model, not a curated record